This is a messenger RNA of Lasiosphaeria miniovina, 825 nucleotides long. Its product is annotated as heterokaryon incompatibility protein-domain-containing protein. The annotation marks the transcript as partial. The record is from RefSeq and is a predicted model, not a curated record. NCBI's taxonomy places the organism in Eukaryota, Fungi, Ascomycota, Sordariomycetes, Sordariales, Lasiosphaeriaceae. The transcript has a single exon.
AUGUACGAGCAGCACUCCACCGGGGCGACUGUUGUCGAGUUUCAAGCAUGUCGUGCUCUGUUGGCGACCGUCCUCGAGAGCUUGGCAAGACCGCCUGCCGCCAUCCCACGAUACGGGGGGAGGCUGCCGAAUCCAAAGGGUGUCGACGCCGAGCUCUUGCGGUUUUGGCUUGCGCGGUGCGAGACGCAGCACGGCGAGCGCUGUUCGGGCGCCAGCCUCGCGCCCAGGCUGGACCCCGUGGCUGACCUGCUCCUGAUCGACGUGGUGGACAAUUGCAUUGUCGAGGCAGCCGGAGACAGCAUUCCGCGCUUCGUGGCGCCGAGCUACGUCUGGGGAGAGACCAACAAGGUCAUGUUGACCACAGGCAACGUGACAAAGCUCGCCGAGAAGGAUGCCCUCACAAGCGUCGAGCUCCCAUCGACCAUCAGUGACGCCAUCUCAGUGACGCGGAAUCUGGGCAUUCAUCACCUCUGGGUUGACACCUUGUGCAUCAAGCAGGACGACGAGUCUCACAAGGCGUCGCAGAUUGCCCAGAUGGCGUCUAUAUACGCGCUAGCGACGCUGACCGUCAUCGCGGCGGCGAGUAAUCACGCCGACACGGGCCUAUCGCGCGUCUCUGUGGAGCCGCACUGGGCGGCCAGCGGUCCUAUUCACGCCGUUCACUCCCCGGGCGUCUCUUUGAUCCCUGUGCUGGACUCUUUCGAUGACUUUGCUCCUGGUCCGCUGGCCUCCUCGAGCUGGUACGCUCGGGCCUGGACAAUGCAGGAGCACUUCCUGUCAAUGCGCAAGCUCAUCUUCGCCGAGAACCAGGUCUACUGGCACUGC